This is a messenger RNA of Schistocerca cancellata (South American locust), 1266 nucleotides long. RefSeq names its product glutamic acid-rich protein-like. The record is from RefSeq and is a predicted model, not a curated record. The coding region runs from base 1 to 1266 and encodes 421 amino acids. Gene Ontology annotation, molecular function: aspartic-type endopeptidase activity. Gene Ontology annotation, biological process: proteolysis. The transcript is spliced from 4 exons. Lineage: Eukaryota; Metazoa; Arthropoda; Insecta; Orthoptera; Acrididae.
AUGAGUGGGUUAGAUUCUAAUAUGACAAAAAUGGGUACAUUAUUAAGUGAUGAGAUGGAAUCUAAAAUAAGUAAAAUGCAGUCUGAUAUUGAUACAAAAAUGAGUGGGUUAGAUUCAAAAAUGAGAAAUAUGAGUGUUGAAAUAGAAUCUAAACUGGAUAAAAAAAAUUCAGAUCUAAGAGAAUUUUCGAAGUUUGACAUGGCAGUGCUUAACAAUAAUGUAAAAAUUGAAAUCAAUCAGGUUAAACAUGAAUGUACACAAUCUAUUGUUAAAGUAAAAAGUGAAUUAACAACACAGAUCGAACAAGUUACUGAUGACCACCAACAGUUUAAAGUGCAUGUUAAAUCAGAGAUAGUCAAGGCUCGUGAACAUAUCCAAGGGGUGGAAAACUAUGGUGAAAUAAAUCACGCAGUAUUAGAAUGUAAAUCGAAAGAAAGUAAAGAUAAGUGUGAAAAACUUGGGGCACAUGUAAUAAAUAAAGUCAAUGGCUUGGAAACCCAUCUUAAACAAUUCAGUAACAGUGUGAAGGAGCAACUGUCUGAGCAUGACUGUCGAAUAACAAAAGUAGAACAGUGUGUUACUAAAAGAAAACUGCUACGAGUCUACGUGAAGGCUGGCGCUCAUAGACAACAUUACCAGUUGAACCCGCUUUCGAAACCAUUUGUAAGAACGGCACCAGUACAACCACCUAGUAUUAAUGUAGUUACUAAGAAAGAAGGGAAGAAUAACUGGGAGCAGCAAGAGGAAAGAGAAUCAACCAAUGUAGAGUUAAGGGAGCACAGUAGUAGUAACACUUGUCAUAAGAACACAUUUGUAGAGGAGAUAAGUACUAAUAAUAAGAUUUUGAAUCAGGAGGUGGAGGUAAAUCUGCACGGUGAAACAGAGGAGGAACUGUCUGACAGUUGUGGAAUCAAUAAUGGAGCAGGGGUCGAAAGGGUGCUUGACAGGUUAUUUGAAGUAAUUGAGAGUAGUGAAGAGGAGGAGGAAAAGGAAGAAGAGGAGGAAAUAUAUAAUGCUGACAACACCUUGUAUAGGGUCGCAGAAACAGAGGAUUUACUAGACGAGGUAGAACCUGCAAAUAAAAGAGAGUAUUUAGGACAGCCUAUAGUAGAGGUAAGCGUUUUUGAUGAAAAUGUAAAUUGUUUGAUUGAUACAGGAUCAGAGGUGUGUGCUGUGUCCCAAAAUUUUGUUAAUGAAAUCCCAGCAAAUAAGCAAGUGGUAAGGAUGCCACAGAUCAUUAUACCAGCAGAAGUCAACGAUAUUUGA